AUGGCCGCCACCAGCAAGAGGCUCCUGUGCCUGAUCACAGGCGCAAAUCAAGGUCUAGGCUUCGAGACAGCCAAAGCCUUAGCCAUAUCCCGCCGCGGGCCCAAAGGGGAGACCUACCACGUCUUUGUGGGCAGCCGCGACCUCAUGAAGGGUGAGAGUGCCGCCAUGGCCAUCAGAUCGGCCGGAGGGUCCGCGCAGGCCAUCCAGCUGGACGUGACGGACCCGCCGUCGAUCGCCGCGGCCGCGGACAGGGUCCGGGCUGACCACGGGCGCCUCGACAUCUUGAUCAACAACGCCGGCACGCUCUCGGACGCCGGCGGGGUGGUAGCCGCGCUGAGGACAGACCUCGAGGUCAACGUGGUGGGCGCUGCGGCCGUGACGGAGGCGUUCCUGCCCUUGUUGCUUGCGCAGCCGACAGACCCGCGCCUGGUGUUCGUGUCCAGCUCGAUGGGGUCGCUCACCGAAGCGGCGGACCCGUCCUCUCGGUAUUAUCGUUCUGUGCUGGGUACGAGCCCGCUUGAGUACAGAGUAAGCAAGGCGGCGCUGAAUAUGCUCAUGCUCGAGUAUUGGAAGCGAUAUGGGGCGGAGCCUAGAGUUCACGUGGGAGGUGUGGGCUUCGAGACCAAGAUAAGAGUGUGGAGCGCUGACCCUGGGGCGAACGCGACGAACUUCAUGGGCGCGGGCAAGGCUGAGCUUGCGAGGGCGAGAGGCAUACAGGGCCCCGAAAAGGGCGCUGAGAUCAUCGUCGGCUGUGUUGUUGGGGAGAGGGAUGGGGAGGAGGGAAGGGUUGUUGGGACUUAUGGUUUGGGGCUUUGGUAG
Diaporthe batatas is the source of this 819-nucleotide messenger RNA. RefSeq lists its product as uncharacterized. The record is from RefSeq and is a predicted model, not a curated record. The transcript is spliced from 2 exons. NCBI's taxonomy places the organism in Eukaryota, Fungi, Ascomycota, Sordariomycetes, Diaporthales, Diaporthaceae. The coding region runs from base 1 to 819 and encodes 272 amino acids.